GCUCUCUGUUGGUUGAGCUUGUCUGUGGCUCUGCUGUCACUGCUUACGAUCAUACAGUUUGUCAGAACCGAAGGGGAGUUCUCAGCAAUUAGACGCCCAAAAGCGUGCCAGCCCGGCUGCACCCACUGACUCAUUAAGGGCAAGGCUGACAGGUACCUCAGGCGAUCAUUACAACUUUUGAGCAGGACCUCGUCUAGGGUGAGUUUGGAGAACGGCCCUAGCUUGGACUCUCACUAGGGUGGGUGAUACCUGAAGGCUAUUUUGCCAGCCUUGGUCGAGUCAGGUCUCAGGUAGUGCAGCCGAUAAGCUGAGCCCCACCUGGGUUGUCUCAGUUGUGCAUACAGAACACCCCCUUCCAAGUUGACAUUGCUGGGGAUCGGGGGAGUGGGAGCCGGACUCAGGCCUGCUUGGCUGGGAUUGAGCUUGUGGGACGUGCCCUGUUCAGGAGGGACACCUGACAGCGUUCAAACCUCUCCACCUGCAUCACUAGCUUAACACCGCAACAAUUCGGAUAGGGACAAGUAAAGCAGAACCUGCUAGUGGUCCCCCUUCUGGUCAAAGCGGAGUUGUUCAACAGAGCCCAACCCAGGGGUAAUCUGAUCUGCAACAGCAAGCUAAGUUUGAAUGCAGUCCCAUUGCUUUUGAAGCUCUUGUUUCCCACUUUCUAUUCCCAACUUCUCCUGUCAUCUUCUGACACUGUCAGUAGUCACAGACCGACAAUUUCCAGGAUAAGGUUUUAUUCUUUACCCCUGACUAGGGCAUCUCUCAAGCCCUAGAGUAACUCACACUGUUCUAACCUGCAACAACUUCUCCCAGGGAGCAAUUUUUGUUUGUUUAUUUUGUCGUGGGUAACUAUUCCCGUGGUUCACUACACCCUUCCAGUUACCCAGUGACAGGCCCCAGUUCUACUUAAUUUUAUUUUGUUGGUUUUAUUUGUUCACCCAGAUUUAGGUGUCAGGUCACCCACCUAGACAACCCCCAGUCUGAGUGUAACAGAUUUCUGCGGCCACCCUGCAGUUGACCGAGUCACAAUGAUCCACAUGGAAAGCCCCCUCAACCAGUGGAAAGAUUUGGGUACCUGGCCUGAUGUUGUGACUUCCGACUUCCUGCCCAGUCAUGCCGAUCUCAUACGGUCCAAAGCAGCUGACCAAAUUGAGGACGACAUCACUGAACUAAUGGCCAUGCCACCCACUCAGAAAUGCGGGAGUAAAAGGCUAACCAAAGUACUCGGCUCCCUCACACACAAACUUCUAGCCAGGCUGAAGAUAAAUGAAAAGGAAACUUCCUGUCUCCAGAAAAGGGUGCAAGCACUCCAACAGCAGGAGAGAGACACCCAACAACUUCUGGCUGAGACACAGAGAGAUGCAGUCCAGGCCCAACAUCGCAUUGAGAACUUCGAGCAAGAACUCCAACAAAGAAGGUCUCCGUCCCAUGAGGAAGAGGAGACAGAAGAAGACACGAUUCCUCAAACAAGCAAAAAGCUUCAACAGGCUUUGGAAGAGCUCAGAGCUGAAGCUGACCAGCAAGAACAGCAAGCCAGAGCCACCAAAGAGAACCUCGAAGCCAGACUGGACCAGGCCGAAAGACUGUUGGACAGAGCCCACACAGAGCUCAAGAACAAGGAUGCUCGGAUCCAGGCCCUGGAAAACCAUCUGGCUGAGGCACAGAGAAGCCUGCACAAGCUGACUCACCAGCUAAUCAGCUCCCAAGAACAGCUCACCGAUACCAGAACGAAACAUCGAGCUGACACAGAAGAGAUUGACCGGAUGAGACAAGAACUAAUACAGGCAUAUGAGGUGAAGUCAGAAUUUGGAGCCUCCUACAAUUCAGUGAUGGCACCGACUUCCUCUCCAACAGUGCUGUUUCCCCCAAGGCACUCAGACCGCGUUCAAGGGACCUCUCAUCGGGACAAGGUACCUCCGUGCCCAUCACCGGACCUUGAGGAACCAAGCGCCUGGAAGGUCUCUCUCAAAGAAGGCACCCCAGAUGAAACAGGUCUACUGAAGCGAUACCAACACCGGGUUACCACAAAGGAGCUUGAUAAAGUAGCUCGGAAUAUCGACAUGUUUACACCUAACCCCAUGGGGGGCCACGACAUUCAUGCCUACCUCCAAGACAUUGACUUUCACCUCCAAAGACUGGACAGUGUGACCAAUGAGGACAGAGUCUACCUCAUCAGGAUCACAUCCAGCCUGGAGGUCCGCAGCUUCCUGGAUCGACGGCCCAGUCGAAUCAAGGCCAACUCCAAGCUGCUACACGAAGCACUGAUUCAAGAGUUUGCCGAUCCUGAGUCGGAACAAGGUAUCAGUGUCGCCUUGGAUGUCAAACAGAGCAGACAAGAGACUCCCCAAGCCUACUACAAUCGCCUUCGUCGGGCAUAUUUUGGGUCCAAAAAUGAGGCAGACAUGGAAGAAGAUGCAACCUUCAAGGCUCUCUUCCUUCGGAAUCUCCACCCAACCUUAAAUCACUACCUUGGGCUCAUGGCUUGUCCCCACACCAUGACAAGUCAACAACUACGAGACCUUGCAAUCAAGGCAUACCACAAACAAAGAGCAGCAGCCGAGAAAGCAACUAAAGCGACGGCAGUGCUAGAUCUUGGCAUUACAGACUCCAACCUGGCAUUGGAAGAGCUCGAUCAAGAGGAUGAGCCCCCACCAGCACCUGACAACGCUGUCCUAGUUGUGUGCCGUGACUCAGAAGAGCACCACCCCUACUGUGGUGAGGCCUCACCAAUUCCUGGCCAGGCCCUUGUGCCACAGCUCCUGGGAGAUCUGGUGGAAAGGGGGGUAGCCAAGAAAUUCUACCUCUCCAUCACCCUGGAAGAUGUUCUCACCCUGGAGGCCCUCAUCGACACUGCAGCAGACAUCACCCUCAUGUCAGCCAGUCUUUUCUGCCAGGUGCAGCACCUAUCCGCCCAGAAGAACAAAACCCUCCAACCGAGGAAAUGCUCUUUGGACGUGCAGGCGUAUUCACCAGUUUCCAACUCUGACAUCGUCUCCCUCCAGCCCACUGAUUCUGUGCUCAGCACGGUCUGCGAUCACCUCCGCGACCCCGCUGCGAACUCGAUCUCCACAACUGACCAAGAAUCCCUUCCUGACCUCCAUCACCUGAUGACAGCUUUAUCCUCUUUUCAUCUUGCCGAGGGCGUACCUCUUCAUGUCCCUGAUGCCCACACUUCACCACGGCUCGUGGUCCCUCAGGCACAAAGGGGGGUCAUGCUACUGUACGCCCACGACGCACCCUGUGCAGGCCACCGCAAUGCCAAAACAACCUAUGAGGCACUUAGUCAAGAUGACGCUGCCCUGCUACUAGCGUUACUCAGCCAGGAGGGCGAGUAUUCGUCUGACGAUGUCAACCGAGCCCAUUACCUCCAUGAGAGACGCCAAACGAGUGGGACAGGUGUCCGAUGGACCCAGGAUGCCAUGCAUCAUGCUGCCGUGGACACUACCCACAUGCUGGAGCAGUUACCCAACGACCGUGAACCAAGCUGA
Brienomyrus brachyistius is the source of this 3491-nucleotide messenger RNA. RefSeq lists its product as uncharacterized. NCBI's taxonomy places the organism in Eukaryota, Metazoa, Chordata, Actinopteri, Osteoglossiformes, Mormyridae. The transcript is spliced from 5 exons. The record is from RefSeq and is a predicted model, not a curated record. Bases 1032 to 3491 code for a protein of 819 amino acids.